Sinocyclocheilus anshuiensis is the source of this 2477-nucleotide messenger RNA. Its product is annotated as sodium- and chloride-dependent taurine transporter-like. Bases 125 to 2011 code for a protein of 628 amino acids. Gene Ontology annotation, biological process: amino acid transport; neurotransmitter transport; sodium ion transmembrane transport. Gene Ontology annotation, molecular function: gamma-aminobutyric acid:sodium:chloride symporter activity; taurine:sodium symporter activity. Lineage: Eukaryota; Metazoa; Chordata; Actinopteri; Cypriniformes; Cyprinidae. The record is from RefSeq and is a predicted model, not a curated record. The transcript has 14 exons. Gene Ontology annotation, cellular component: plasma membrane; cell projection.
CGCUCGCAUAUAAGACAGAAGUCGGGGGGAGAGGGUGUAAAGAUUAUUUCCCUCGCUUUGUAGCUUAACCACAAGAAGACAAAAGAACAAGAAACGGACUUGAGCUAUAAAUUGCAUUGUCAGUAUGGCACAGAAGGAAAAGUUGCAGUGUCUCAAAGAUUUCCAUAAGGACACGUUGAAGCCGUCUCCCGGUAAGAGUCCCGGCACGCGUCCUGAAGACGAGGCGGAGGGCAAAGCGCCACAGCGGGAGAAAUGGGCCAGCAAGCUGGAUUUCGUGCUCUCCGUGGCCGGAGGUUUCGUCGGGUUAGGCAACGUUUGGCGUUUCCCGUACCUCUGCUACAAGAAUGGCGGAGGUGCAUUUCUCAUCCCCUACUUCAUAUUUCUGUUUGGCGGAGGUUUGCCCGUCUUCUUUCUGGAGGUGGCACUCGGCCAGUUCACCUCUGAGGGAGGAAUCACCUGCUGGGGGAAACUCUGCCCCAUUUUCACCGGAAUCGGCUACGCUUCGAUCGUGAUCGUGUCUCUGCUGAACAUCUACUACAUCGUGAUCCUGGCGUGGGGUCUGUACUACCUGCUGCAGUGUUUCCAGCACGAGCUGCCCUGGGCCCGCUGCAGACACAGCUGGAACACGGCGAACUGCGUGGAGGACACCGUCCGCAAGAACAAAAGCCUCUGGCUCUCCGCCAACGUCACCAGCCUCACCAACCUCACCUCGCCGGUCACCGAAUUCUGGGAGAGGAACGUCCUCAGCAUCUCUUCGGGGAUCGACGAGGUCGGCGGUCUGAAGUGGGAGCUGGCACUGUGCCUGCUGGCCGUCUGGAUCAUCUGCUUCUUCUGCAUCUGGAAAGGAGUCAAAUCCACUGGCAAGGUGGUCUAUUUCACAGCGACGUUUCCUUUCCUCAUGCUGAUUGUGCUGCUGGUUCGCGGUGUGACUCUGCCUGGUGCCGCCGAGGGCAUCAAGUUUUACCUUUACCCCAAUCUGACCCGCCUAAAAGACCCUGAGGUGUGGAUUGAUGCAGGCACUCAGAUCUUUUUCUCAUAUGCUAUUUGUCUUGGUGCGAUGACAUCACUGGGAAGCUACAACAAGUACAAGUAUAACUGUUACAGGGACUGCAUGCUGCUCGGAUGCCUGAACAGCGGUACCAGUUUCGUGUCAGGCUUUGCCAUCUUUUCCGUCCUGGGGUUCAUGGCACAGGAGCAGGGCGUGGCCAUCGCCGAUGUGGCCGAGUCAGGUCCUGGUCUGGCCUUCAUUGCGUAUCCAAAGGCUGUCACAAUGAUGCCACUGCCGACGGUCUGGGCCAUACUUUUCUUCAUAAUGCUUCUGCUGCUGGGCCUAGACAGUCAGUUUGUAGAAGUGGAGGGUCAGAUCACCUCUCUGGUGGACCUGUACCCAUCCCUCCUAAGGAAGGGAUACCGGAGAGAAAUCUUCAUCGCUGUGAUCUGCGUCAUCAGUUACCUGCUGGGACUCACCAUGGUCACUAAAGGUGGCAUGUACGUCUUCCAGCUGUUUGACUACUACGCCGCCAGCGGUGUGUGCCUUCUCUGGGUUGCAUUCUUUGAAUGUGUUGCAGUAGCCUGGGUUUACGGGGCUGAUAAUUUCUACGAUGCUAUAGAGGACAUGAUCGGCUACAGACCCAACAGCUGGAUGAAAUGGAGCUGGAUGCUGAUCACUCCCGUCCUUUGUGUGGGUUGUUUUGUAUUUUCAUUGGUGAAAUACAAGCCGCUCACCUAUAACAAGUUUUACGAGUAUCCUGAUUGGUCCAUUGGAUUGGGUUGGGCUCUUGCGCUGACUUCUAUGAUUUGCAUCCCGAUGAUGGUCGUCAUCAAAAUCAUCCAAUCAGACGGCUCCUUGAUAGAGCGGAUCAAAGCUGUGGCUGCACCAGUUAAAGGAGGUGCGAGCUCUCGCCCAAAGGAGUACAGCCUGAAGAACAGUGAGCUGCUUCACCCGCUGGACCCCAACGGCAUCCACGUCUUCACCAAACACAGCCACACCAUCGUAGAAACUACUAUGUGAGGCUCUCUAAGAGAGAUUCCCGUAUUCUCCAGCUCCUGUCCUCUCCUAUGGGAGAUCCCGUUUUUUCCUGUUGUCCCGCUCCCUUCCCCUCCAUUCCUCUCUCUCGCUCUGCACUAGUGCGUUUUUAUGAAAUGAUCUUAUAUCGAUAUAUCUUUUUUGCCAUGUAGGAUUUGUAUUCUGAUUGUAAUCAAUGGUAUUAGCAUUAAUGCUGAUAUUGUAAUAACCUGAUGUGAGCUUUAGCCGUCUGGGGUGGUUUGUUUAAUCUGUAGUGCACGGUUUCACAUUAAACCACAUCCUAACCAGGAACAACACAGGAUUUACUGCUCAUUGCAUUACGAUUUCUUUCAUAUCAAUCAGAGUUUUGAUCCUAAACAACCACAAUGAGACAUUUUGCUUUCUAUUUUGGUCCUGUCACUCUGAAUAGCCCCGCCCACAGUAAUAUUUUUUUAUUGAAUUUUUUUUUUAA